AUGAAAGUCGCAAUCCUGCAAACCGCGCCCAAGCUGGGGGAAGUGCAGCAGAACAUCGCCCAAGCGGACUAUCUGCUCAGUGGGCUCACACCAGGCAGCGUGAAGUGGUUGGUUUUGCCGGAAAUGGCGUUUUCUGGCUACAACUUCCCGUCCACGGAAGCAAUAUCACCCUACCUAGAACCAACCGCAGCAGGCGUCUCAACACAAUGGGCCACGACAACCGCAAAGCGACUGCGCUGUCACGUCACAGUCGGCUACCCCGAAACGACCGUGACAGAGCCCAAACGGCACUACAACUCCACCGUCACCGUCGGCCCCACCGGGAACAUGGUCGCGCACUACCGCAAGACGUUCCUCUACUACACGGACGAGACAUGGGCGAACGAAGGCACCGGGUUCUACCACGACGAUCUAUACGAGCUGGGCGACGUCUGCAUGGGAAUCUGCAUGGAUAUCAACCCGAAGCAGUUCCAAGCGCCCUGGGACGCCUACGAGUUCGCGCACCACGCGCUGUCGAGCGGCGCGCCGCUGGUCGUGCUGUCGAUGGCGUGGCUCACACGGCUGACGCCCCAGGAGCUAGAAGAGCUGCCCUAUCAACCGGACAUGGAGACGCUGGCCUACUGGGUGGAGCGGUUCUAUCCGUUCCUAGGGACGGCGGGUGGGCGGCCGGUCACCUUGGUGAUUGCGAACCGGUGCGGGCAGGAGGGGGAGGCGUGCUAUGCAGGGAGCAGCACGGUGAUUUCGAUCCGCGAGGGGAAGGCGGCCGUCUACGAGAUCUGCGGGAAGAUGGAGCAGCGGUGCUUGGUGGUCGAUUUGGCGCAGGCUCCGAAAUUGGCGAUUCAACAUGGCGGGGCUGCGUGAGUGAGUGGUAUUGAGAAGCGGUCCGGAUCGGUUCAUUUGUAACCAGCCAUGCAAUUUGUGGGAAGCCAUAACAUUCAAGUAGGGUCAUGCUCGAAUGUACAAUCAUAGAGUGAUAUCCACCGUUCUCCCCCGAAGGUGUUCCAGGGUUGUGUCGAUGGCCACUAUCCUCCGCUCCCGUUCUUGCUUUUGAAACCACAUCCUUCGAAUCGUUUUGUCAUGCUGUCCAUGAUGGCCCCGAAAAAGGAAAAUCCGCCGGCGCCGAGAAUGAGAUG
This is a messenger RNA of Eremomyces bilateralis CBS 781.70, 1133 nucleotides long. RefSeq names its product carbon-nitrogen hydrolase. Gene Ontology annotation, molecular function: protein-N-terminal glutamine amidohydrolase activity; protein-N-terminal asparagine amidohydrolase activity. The transcript has 3 exons. Gene Ontology annotation, biological process: protein catabolic process. The coding region runs from base 1 to 861 and encodes 286 amino acids. Lineage: Eukaryota; Fungi; Ascomycota; Dothideomycetes; Eremomycetales; Eremomycetaceae. The record is from RefSeq and is a predicted model, not a curated record.